CAUGACAAUAACAACAAGAACAACGCAGCGAACAACAAAUAACAACAAACAACAUGCGUGGUGACCCUCGGGAUAGGAAGAGCACAACAGCAACAACAACAACAACAACAACAUUAACAACAACAACUAGAGGCGAAGAGAGGGUGGCCGUACCAGCAGCAGCAGCAGCAGCAGCAGCAGCAAGACCACCACCACCAUCGCCACCACCGGCGUGAGGUAGCGGUGGUGGACAGAUCGUAACUCCCCACCACCACCACCACCACCACUACACCUCAGCGCCCCUCCCCCAACAGCAGCAGUAGCAGUAUGGGGGAGAGCAGCAGUGAUUUGAUGGAGGCCACGCCCCCGUCCUCGCCGCCGCCCGUGCAUCGCUCCCGCCACCACGAACACGGGUGGCGGGGCGGCGGCAGCAGGCUGGCGGCAUUGCUGAGGGCGCGGCGGCAGAAACUACUUCGUCAGGAGCAGGAGGGGCGGCGCAACCUCUCGGACUCAGAAUCCCUGGGCGGGUCUGUGCGGUGUCGCUGCGGGACACACAAGGGUCUGUCCAGGAACAACUCCACGCAGAGUGCACAGUCCGCCGCCACCGUGCACACGCUGGUCUCCUCCUCCACCGCCUCCUCCAACAGACGAUCUUCUGAGGAUGGCUUAAGACAGAGUUCUAUGUCACAACAAGAUGGGCGGGGUGAUAGGUGGGCGCGGCAACAAGAGGACCAGCACGGGGACGACACGGUGACUGACGGGGUGCACCUGAUGCCUGAGGGGGAGAUGAACGCCUUUCAGAAGACCAUCCCGGGCCUCAAGCGACACGACCCCAAGACCUCCACCAUACGCCAGCACUACUAUCCUGAAGGUGGAUGGGGUUGGCUUAUCUGCGCCUGCGUGUUCGUGGUCCACAUGCUCACCACAGGGAUGCAGUUCUCCUUCGGCGUCCUGUACACGGAUCUACUGCGCCACAUUGAACACCAGCGCUCCAUGGAUGCUUGCUGGGUGGGGUCGAGCAGCCUGGCAGUGUCCCGCGUGACGGCUCCCUUGGUGGUGGCCCUGUGUCGCCGCAAGAGCACCAGACUCACAGCGGUCAUUGGGGGCCUGGUGAUGGCGCUGGCUGUCCUCUUCGCCUCGUUCGCUUUGCAUCUCCACCAGGUGUUCCUCAGCUACGGCCUGGUACUCGGUGUAGGCGUGGGCAUGACGAGGGAGGCCGCUAAUCUGAUGCUGGGGCAGUACUUCAGACGCAGGCGAGAGUUUGUGGAGAUCAUUGCGCAGUCCGGCUGUGGGAUCGGCGUCACACUCUUCUCCGUUUUCUUCAAGGAGGCGAUCAGGUCGGUCGGGUGGCGUCUGGGGCUACAGGCCGUAACAGGUGUGGUCUUCUCCAGUUUCUUCCUGGGCAUCUUCUACAGGUCAGCCUCGCUCUACCACCCCCAGCGACGCGCCAUCCUGCACAUCAAGAACCAAAAGAGAAAGCAAGUGAGGGACAAGUACAAGGUCGACUCCGAGAAGCCACCUUACUUUGACCUGUCUUGUUUGAAGCUAAGGUCAGUUCAGAUCCUCAUCACUGCAGCAGCUGUUGCCUCUGUGGGCCUUUACACACCCUUGUUCUACCUCAUCCUGGACGCGCAGACGGAGGGACUGGAGGACUCUGCGCUGAUCCUCCUGCAAACUUUCCUUGGGUUCGCCUACGCCUUGGGCUGCAUCGGGUUUGGUCUCAUUGUGGUGAAGCAGAGUGCGCAGUGCAUGAUAUCCCGCCAGUACCUGUGCCAAGCCUCUAUGUACGGACUAGGGGUGACUAUGCUGGCGCUAACGGCGGUGCGAGGUUACUACGGCUACGUGCUCUUUAUGUGGCUGUACGGGCUGCUGCUGGGAGGCGCGCACUAUGCCUUCCAGAUGCUGACGCUGGAGAAAGUCCGCACCAGGCACUUCUCCAGGGCGUGGGGCUACAUUCAAGGGUCCACGGCGCUGCCCAUACUGCUGGGGGUUCCCGUUACUGGUUACAUCAACGAGAGUAACCCGAAGAGUGGCUACUUCUUCGCCAGCAUCUUCCUCCUUGGCGGCGCCUCCUGCCUCUUCCUCCUCAACUACUUUCGGGAGCGGCUGUCCAAGCACGACACCACGGUCUCCUUCACCACCGUGGACUCCCACCUUGCCCACGACCCUUACGCGAUGCCCCUGGAGAACGGCGGCGGCGGAGCGGCUGCUGCGGCGACCGCCGGGGCCUCUGGGAGCAACAAGGCGCCUAUGCCUCCGCCGCCACAGCUCCCAAAGGCACCUGUGUGCACCUGCGGCGCCGAUUCCAACGCGCCGCCGCCGCCGCCCGCCCUGCAGCUCCCGGGGCCCGGACAAGACCACGCCAAGGCCUCAGCGGCGCUGAACAAGCUCGGCAAGACCAUCUCCUUUGCCACCUCGGUGGACGUGGUGGAGCCCAAGUUGCGGCCGGAGCUGCUCACCUGCAUCUCCGAGGAGGGGCUGCUGGACCACUACUACGACUACGUGGUGGACUGCGUCAAUUCCUGCCGCCACGACGACUUCUGCAGCGAGCGAGGCAGCGUGGACGGCGAGAGGGACGAAACAGACGAUGAGGGGCUUGAACCCCCACCCGAGGUUCCGCGUGCACCUACCCCACGGCGCCGCUUGGGGCAGGCCAGCGGUGUCAGUUUCAGCGAGCCUGAGGACCUGGCCAGGCUGGGCCAAGGAGGCUGUGGAACGGCAGACGUGGCUCACUCCUCGCCCGCCCAUCACGCCCACCACGCCCACCAUGAAUACACUCCCCCGCCCCUGCCCGCCCCGCGGCCCCCAAUACUGCGCCGCCAACCGCAGCCCGCCACCCGCCCGCGGCGAAACAUCACCGUGAUAGAGGAGAUGACCACCUCUGUGUGACCCCCCCCGCCCCGGCGCUGCUGCUGCUGCUGCGGAUGCUCCCGCCACGGCCCCCCCUCAGCGCUGGCGGGCACCCACGCCCCCUUUGCCACGCCGAGACACGACACAGAGUGACCUGGGGGUCGCUUGGGCACACCGCCCCUGCUGCAGUCCUGCCGCGCCGGUGAUGGGCGGACCUCUAGUGAAUUAUUCGUAAACCCUCGUAAGGGACUUAGCUUCAGAAAUACUCCUAAUAUAUUGAAAAGACAA
Molecule: messenger RNA, 3117 nt
Organism: Portunus trituberculatus (swimming crab)
Lineage: Eukaryota; Metazoa; Arthropoda; Malacostraca; Decapoda; Portunidae
Product: monocarboxylate transporter 12-like
Biological process (GO): transmembrane transport
Molecular function (GO): monocarboxylic acid transmembrane transporter activity
Source: RefSeq, a predicted model, not a curated record